Messenger RNA from Daucus carota subsp. sativus, 4175 nucleotides. RefSeq lists its product as uncharacterized. Gene Ontology annotation, molecular function: ATP binding; protein binding; protein serine/threonine kinase activity. The transcript has 11 exons. The coding region runs from base 256 to 3645 and encodes 1129 amino acids. The record is from RefSeq and is a predicted model, not a curated record. Gene Ontology annotation, biological process: peptidyl-threonine phosphorylation; peptidyl-serine phosphorylation. Lineage: Eukaryota; Viridiplantae; Streptophyta; Magnoliopsida; Apiales; Apiaceae.
GUUGAAUCAUGAUUUUCUCCUCCUACGUGUCUAUGUAUACACAUAAACAAAGCGUCUCUCUAGAUUUUAGGGUUUCCUGCUUUACUCUUCCUUCUUCCCCCGGAGGUUCCUGGAGCCUUCUCUCUCUACCAGUCUCUCUCUAGAAAUUUUCAACAAUACACACAAUAUUUAUAUGUAUAUCUCCGCCCAUUCCCAAACCCUAAUUGAAUCUCCCCUAAUUUAUCUCCAUUCUUCAAUUACACACCAAUUGCCAAGAUGCAGGUCACUAAUUCGGAUCAAUUAGCCGUAGAAACCUCGAAUAACAGCGAAAAAAGCGAUGAAAAUGAAGUCUUGGACGGUCAAGACACUGAUUCGAGCCCCAAUUGUGACUCCAAUUGUGAUUCUGUGCUCGAUGUUUCGGGGAAGACGUUGGAUUUGGAGUACCCUGAGAUACGUAAUGGCGGGGGAGAUGCGAUAGAGAGUUAUUACGUGUAUAAGAAUGUGUUUAAUUUGAUUCCGAAGACUGUGGGGAGUCUUGGCAAGUUGAAGACUUUGAAGUUUUUCGCGAAUGAGAUUAAUUUGUUUCCACCGGAGUUUAGUUAUUUGGCUCAGUUGGAGAGCGUGCAAGUCAAGAUUUCGUCGCCGGGGUUGAAUGGAUUGCCUCUGCAGAAGCUUAAGGCUUUGAAAGAGCUGGAGUUGAGUAAAGUGCCUCCUAGGUCGAAUGCUUUUCUGAUUCUGAGGGAAAUUGCAGGGCUUAAUUUGUUGACUAGGCUCUCCGUCUGUCACUAUUCCAUCAGAUAUCUGCCCCCAGAAAUUGGUUGUCUUAAUAAGCUGGAAUAUUUGGAUCUUUCAUUUAACAAAAUGAGGACUCUGCCAAUUGAGAUAACUUACUUGAAUAACUUAAUAUCUCUCAAAAUAACUAAUAAUAAAUUGGUUGAGUUACCUUCGGAGUUGUGUUCUCUGAAUAGAUUAAAUGACUUGGAUCUCUCAAAUAAUCGAUUGACGUCCUUGCACUGUCUCGACCUUGGCUUGAUGCAUAACCUUCAGAGUUUAAAUCUUCAGUACAAUAAGAUUCGUGACCCAUGUCAAAUUCCCUCAUGGAUUUGCUGCAACAUGGAAGGAAAUGACAGAGAUAUGAUUGCUGAUGAACCUGUCAGCUCCUCUGUAGAAAUGGAUGUACUAGAAAGUACAGUUCCAGAAAUUUAUGGCAGUCCCAGGAAAGGCUCCUCUACUGCCUUGGCAAGCCAUUUUAGUGGGUCAUCAUCAAGCAACCGGAAUUCUGCUGCGCGAAAGUCAGGCAAGGGUUGGAAAAGACGGUAUUAUCUACAACAGAGAGCACGGCAAGAGCGUCUCAACAGCAGCAGAAAGUGCAAAGUUGAAGAUUCUGCCGAGUAUUUGACACUAAAAGCUACUGAUAAUCACAAACUUACUGAUCUUGCUUCUGACUCUCUCGAAGAUGCUCCAUCAGACAUUGUAUAUCCUGAGAUUAGCGAGAAAGAAUUAAAUUCUGGAGAAGCUGAAACUGAAAAAACAGUUAUUAGGUUGGAGGAUGAUGUUAUUAGUUCACAUAAUGACUGUUUUGAGGAAAGCUGUUCAUUUGACAUGUCGUCUGCUGAGAAACGGAAGGGUAAAGACGAAUUCGUAAAGAAUAGCUCAUCUCUGAAUCCUCUUUUAGAUACUGUUGUGCAGGAUGAAGAAACUGUUCUGGAAAUAUCUAGUUCUAAUUUGAAGUCGAAAAGGCAUCCCGAGAAGGAUCUUGACAGUCCUAAGCCUAGAAAAUCUCGGAGGCCAUUUGACAGACACUUGAAUUUGUGCCUCAAAUACAGCACAGAAUCAUUUUGCAGCACCGAGGACCAUCUACCAGAUGGAUUUUAUGAUGCAGGACGAGAUCGUCCUUUUAUGCCGCUAAGAAGUUAUGAGGAGAAUUUGCAUAUUGGCGCACGUGAAGUUAUUCUUCUGGAUAGGGAAACUGACGAGGAGUUAGAUGCUAUCACUCUUUGUGCUCAAGCAUUGGUGUGUCAGUUUAAAGAGAUGAAUGGUUCUGCAGAGGAAGGGCAGCAGGUUGCUAUUGAAAACUUGCAAAUUGCUUCAUUGCUUGCCCUUUUUGUAUCUGAUCACUUUGGAGGCAGUGACAAAAGUUCAAUUAUUGAAAGAACACGGAAAGCUGUUUCCGGUUCAAACUAUGUGAAGCCUUUCGUUUGCACUUGCCCAACUGGAAAUGGUGAGAGUAUCAGGAAAUCAAUGAAACAGGGCUUGGACUACCCUGAAGAUAUAGUAAUGCAAGAUCUUUGUGAGAGGUCACUACAAUCUGUUAAAACUAAACAGAACUCCAUCAUUGUUCCUAUUGGGAGACUGCGAUUUGGUGUCUGUAGGCAUAGAUCAUUGCUACUAAAGUACCUAUGUGACAGGGUAGAACCUCGAGUACCCUGUGAACUAGUUAGGGGCUAUUUGGAUUUCUCUCCCCAUGCCUGGAAUGUGAUUAUUACCAAGAGGGGUGACUCAUAUACUCGAAUGAUUGUGGAUGCAUGUCGUCCACAUGAUAUUAGGGCCGAGACAGACCCAGAAUAUUUUUACAGAUAUAUACCCCUAAGUCGAGUUGAUGGUUCUCUCAUGGAAGGGAACAGUCUUGGUCACAGAAUUUCAUUUCCCUCUCUGUCAUCAUCUGAAGAAGUUGUUAAAGUGGGUUCAACUGAAAUUGUUCGCUCCAAAUUAGGAUCAGUCGAGGCUGCUGCUAAGGUUCGUACACUAGAAACCCGUGGGGCCUCUGCUGAUGAAAUUAAAAACUUUGAGCUCACUUGUCUAGGGGAAGUAAGAAUUCUAAGUGCUCUGGAAAGUUCUUGCAUUGUAAAACUCUAUGGUCAUCAGAUAUCUUCAAAGUGGAUCCAGUCAUCAGAUAAAAGUUCAGAGCAUCGUAUAUUACAGUCUAAUAUAUUGUUGGAGUAUAUGGAAGGGGGAUCCUUAAAUGAUUAUUUGCUGAAGCUAUGUAGAGAUGGUAAGACAAAUGUUCAGGUGGAGCUAGCGUUGCAUAUUGCUAGGGAUGUUGCACAAGCCCUGUUGGAGCUGCACUCUAAAGAUAUCAUCCAUCGUGAUAUAAAAAGUGAAAAUAUUUUAAUGGAUUUUAAUAGGAGAAAAUCUGAUGGAUCUCCUAUCGUCAAGCUAUGUGAUUUUGAUAGAGCAAUACCUCUCCGCUCGUUCUUGCAUUCCUGCUGUAUUUCUCAUAAUGGAAUACCUCCUGCUGAUAUCUGUGUUGGGACGCCUCGUUGGAUGGCCCCUGAGGUUUUUCGUACAAUGCAUGAAUGUAGACUGUAUGGGCUGGAAGUGGACAUCUGGUCAUUUGGAUGUGUACUCUUGGAGUUGUUGACUUUGCAAGUCCCUUAUUCAGGGCUUCCAGAAUCAGAUAUUCACGAAUUUCUCAAGAUGGGAAAGAGACCGCCAUUGACAGAUGAACUAGAAGCUUUGUGUUCACAGGAAGAUCCUACUAUGGCUCACUCUGGCACUGAGCUGGAUAGUUCAGAUCCUGACUUUGAAAGUCUGAAAUUCCUAGUUGGCUUGUAUCGACAAUGUACGGAAGAGGAUCCGACUGACCGUCCCACUGCCGAGAACCUCUACAAUAUGAUAUGUGCAAGAACAAGCUCCCUAACUAGUUCGAGAAGUUCACAGGAGUAGUUUUAUCCUCAAAUAGCACUUCUUUCACGGUUAUCUAGUUUUGUAGUCCUAGAAAGAAUGUUUUUUGAGUCAUAUUUAGCAUCGUGUAGAUUAACCUUGUAGUCAUGUGCAUGUGUCGUGUUUUCGUUCGAGUCAAUGUAACCCUCUUGUAACCUCAGACUUUUUUUUUUCUUAAAAUAAACUAAGCCACCCCUCUAACCUCAAGGUCAUACCUCAUCUGGACAAUUUGUUAGAGAGAUACCCAUUAGUCAGCGGGUUAUCCAAGUUCCAUUUCUCAGUGUAUUAGUUUUAUAUACCUAGUCAGAUCAUGUAUCCGCUAUGUAUCCCUUAUGCACUGAAUUCGGCUUAAAUCAGUCAUCAGAGAGAGAUUCUUAUUUCUGCAGUGGCGCUAAAUCGAACGGGAGCUAAAAUGUUGUAUUGUAAUUUGUUUCUGUAACCUUGAAAGGUGUAACUUUUAAAGUCUUUGUAUAAAUGAUUUCCAGUAGCUUUAAUGUAUUGGAGGCUGUUUUGGCAGACCUAAAUUUAUGACU